This is a messenger RNA of Racocetra persica, 245 nucleotides long. NCBI's taxonomy places the organism in Eukaryota, Fungi, Glomeromycota, Glomeromycetes, Diversisporales, Gigasporaceae. The record is from the annotation of a GenBank genome assembly.
GAUGUCAAGCUUACAAAAGGAAACUUGGCAUUCGACUCUCCUAUACCUAAGACAAUGCUUCGUAAUAUUUUCUUCGAAUCCAGCAAAGAAUUUACACAUAUAAGAUAUACUGCAAUUACAUGUGAUCCGGAUGAGUUUGUAGGAAAGAAAUAUUUAAUUCAACAAAAUAAUUAUAAGCGAGAUACUGAAAUAAUGGUUGUUAUUACAAUGUAUAAUGAAAAUGAUACUCUCUUCAUUAAAAUAAU